AUGGAUUCAACAGCAGCCAUCGUUCCAAACUCAUCUAAUGAAAGCCUAGAAUCUCCUCAAGAUGAGAAAUUAUCAUUAGAACAAUUCCGUAAAUUAUUUAUUGGUGGUUUAAUUCAUACGAUUACCGAUGAAAAAUUAAAAGAAUAUUGUUCAAAAUAUGGUGAAAUAAUUGAAUGUGUUAUUAUGCGUGAUAGAGAAGGUCGAUCACGUGGUUUUGCUUUUGUUAGUUUUAAAGAUCGCGAAACGGUUGAAAACUUCAUGAAAGAUCGACCACAUAUUAUUGAUGGAAAAAAAAUCGAACCCAAACGUGCUAUGCCUCGCAAUGAAGCAUCGAAAGCAGAAGGCCAAUUAACUGUUCGAAAAAUUUUUAUUGGAGGAAUUAAAGAAGAUUUAACUGAAGACAAAUUGAAGUCAUAUUUUCAAAAAUUUGGAAAUAUUGUUGAAUGUAAUAUUAUGAAAGAUAAAGAAGAUAAAUUACGUGGUUUUGGAUUUAUAACCUUUGAUGAUUAUGAUGGUGUUGAUCGGUGUAUUCUUGAAAAGCCUCAUAUUAUCAAUGAAAAGGAGCUUGACGUACGAAAAGCAAUACCUCGUGAACAAAUAUCACGUAUUAAUAUUUCAAAUACUAAUCAAAAUUCUGAAUUUUAUUCUCCAACAAAUUUAAUAUAUAAUCAACCAACGGCAUCAUCUUCAUCCUAUACUUAUUUUCAACCAUCAAAUUAUUUUUAUAAACCAAUGCCAUUAAUGAAUACAAAUGAUUUUUCUCCUCCAACAUUAUCAUAUGCAUCAGAAUUAUCGAAGAAUGUAUAUUCUCUUUCAGCUCCGUUAACAUAUCAAAAUAAGUUAUCUAAUGAAGAAAAAUCUCGAAUACGUCUAACAAAUGAUGAACAAUAUCGAAAAUUAUUUAUUGGUGGUUUAUCUUUGAAAACAACAGAUGAAACAUUAAAAGAUUAUGCAAUAAAAUUUGGUGAAAUAACUGAUUGUUUAGUAAUGAAAGAUCAAAAAGGUCAAUCGAAAUGUUUUGGUUUUGUUACAUUUAUUAAUUCGGAAAUAGUUGAUGAAUUUAUGAAACAAAGACCACAUAUAGUUGAUGGUCGACAAAUAGAUCCAAAACGAGCAAUGCCACGUGAAGAAGCCAAUAAUGAUGAUGUUCAUUUAACAGUUAAAAAAAUUUUUAUUGGAGGUAUUCGUGAUGGACUUGAUGAAGAUACAUUACGAAAACAUUUUGAAAAAUAUGGAAAUAUCAAUGAUUGUCUUCUUAUGCAUGAUAAAAACGGAAAGACACGUGGAUUUGCUUUUAUUGAAUUUGAUGACUAUGAUUCUGUUGAUAAAGUUAUUCUUGCACGACCUCAUGUAAUUGGUAAAUAUCAUGUUGAUGUUAAAAAAGCUAUUCCAAAAGAUCAACGACAAUUUCAACAUCAACAACAACAAUAUGCACUUCAAAUGCAAGCAGCUACUGCUUAUUAUUAUUAUAAUAGUUUACCAUAUCAUAUUCUGAAUAAUCAAAUAAGAUCUCCUUACAAUUUAAUGACUCAAAACGGUGCUUUUAUAGAUGAUAUUUUUUCUCAUAUUCAAAUAUCAAAUAACAAUAAUAAUCAUUCAAAUUCUUUUCAUUAUACUCCCACACGUAACAAUGGUCAACAAACAUUACAUAGUAGUCAAUAA
This is a messenger RNA of Adineta steineri, 1662 nucleotides long. NCBI's taxonomy places the organism in Eukaryota, Metazoa, Rotifera, Eurotatoria, Adinetida, Adinetidae. The record is from the annotation of a GenBank genome assembly.